AUGGCGGACACGCCGUCGCCGUCACCGAAGGCGGCUGCCGCGGCGGAACCGGGGUCCGCGUCGAUGCCGCUGCUGAGGCGGAGGGGCUCAUACACGCGUUCCAUGUCGCACGCGCGCGAAGAGCUCCGCUCGGACGCCUCCUGCCUAGCGGUCUCCUGGCUCGUGUUCGCCGUGCUCACCGUGGCCAUCCCUGCCGCUGCGCUCACCGCGAUGCCACGGCGCGCCUACGACACGUAG
Miscanthus lutarioriparius is the source of this 237-nucleotide messenger RNA. Lineage: Eukaryota; Viridiplantae; Streptophyta; Magnoliopsida; Poales; Poaceae. The record is from the annotation of a GenBank genome assembly.